Saxophila tyrrhenica is the source of this 957-nucleotide messenger RNA. RefSeq lists its product as uncharacterized. NCBI's taxonomy places the organism in Eukaryota, Fungi, Ascomycota, Dothideomycetes, Mycosphaerellales, Extremaceae. Gene Ontology annotation, biological process: lipid metabolic process. Bases 1 to 957 code for a protein of 318 amino acids. The record is from RefSeq and is a predicted model, not a curated record. The transcript is spliced from 2 exons.
AUGCUGCUUUCAUCCCUAACCUUCCUAUUCAUCUCACUGGUCAACCUCUCCCGCAGCGCAUCCGUCAACCCUGACACUCUCGCGACCUUUGAGAGAAUCGCUGGAUACGCCGGAGCAGCAUAUUGUUCCUCCAACCAUGUCACUGGAGUCAAUGGACCGACGAUCUUCCCGCCCAACAUCUAUGAUUCUAAUGGCGCCACGACAAUAGCCUACUCCUUCCUGAAGGUCGACGAACGCAAAACCACAGGCUUGAUCAUGCUGGACCAUGCCCACAAAGCCCUCGUCAUCACCUUCCGAGGCACCAUCAGCGACGCCGACUGGGAAACGAAUCUCGAGUUCGUCCUUGAGGACGCCAGCGAUGUCUGCGGCAAAGGCUGUAAAGCGCACGCCGGCUUCUUCGCAUCGUGGCGUGGCGUAAGCGACAUCGUGACAACCAAGUGGAGAGCCCUGAGCCAGCAGUACCCGCAGUAUAGCACCAUCAUCACCGGCCACUCGCUCGGAGGCGCCAUAGCCCAUCUCUGCGCCGCCGGCCUGAAGACUGUAGGCCCCAAUGCAGCGAUGUCUCUGUACUCGUACGCCUCGCCACGAGUCGGCAACGAAGUCUUCGCCAGCUUCAUCAACCAAAGGUUUGGAGCCAACAUCUAUCGCUUCACGCAUCUCGACGAUCCGAUACCGCGCCUGCCAGGCCGGCUGCUGGGGUUCGUCCAUACGUCGCCAGAGUAUUUCAUCACCAGUCCGCAUAUCCGGAAAGUGCUCAGUGCAGGCAAGAAGACCCUGGCGAAGCCCGAGAAUGUUGUGGUCCAGGCUGGUGACAUACAUGUGCUGGCCGGGCCGGAGAAUGAGGCAGGCAACGUCGGGUACCAAACCCAGGGGCAAAAGCCUACCAUAUUUGACACACUCGCUGACCUUUUCACGCUUCUGUUUACAGCCCUUCCUGAGCAAGAAGACCCGUCCUAG